GGAGCUUGGCAAUACACCAUGUGCCACGAGCUUGGUAUGUCGUUUUCUUUUGUAUCAUUUAGCGCAGUGCAACUAGUUGUCUUGAAGUUUGAUUUGACCUUCACUCAACCCACCUUACGAGAAUUUUUUUGCGUAUUUCUCACCUUCACAUUGGCAGGACACUCAAUCGGGCUUGGCCACACAGAUGAAGUCUUUGGCAAUGAAGACCUCGGGGAUUGUAUGGACUAUACCGAUAAUUUGGAGCGAAACAAGCAACCGACCGAAUUGAAUUACGAUAUGCUGAUGUCGCUCUACGGCCCUCUAGGGGGUCAGCGACAACGACGCGAAAGACUGCAAUUGCGUAUGCUAGAAAGGAACGAACAGAACUUUAUACCAGAAGCUUAUACGAACUCAUCGGGUCACCAUCAGGAUUUAUCCGUACAGCGACUGAGGAAAAAGGUUAGUUUUAGAAACAAUAUUCGCAUCCAUGAUGUUUCUGCCGAAGGUAGCGAUGAUGUCAAUGCACACGUUUUUCGUACUGUUCCGGAUGAUAUCAAAAAGGAAAAGGACAAAGCAGUCCAGGUACUGUUCGACAGAGUUCGAAACGAGGACCCUGACGAUUACGAAAUCGCAGCUGGAUACACCCACAAAGACGGGUGGAAACUUCUCCAUCGAAAACUUUACGGAGAAGAACACGAAAUGGAGCUGGGGAUGGGCUACAAGGUUCGUAUUCAACUCCUCCUUGAUCACAAACAAACUAUACGAUAAGUAUUAGUACAUUUUGAGUGAAAGUGUGAAAAAGUAUAGUUA
This is a messenger RNA of Pseudo-nitzschia multistriata, 789 nucleotides long. The record is from the annotation of a GenBank genome assembly. NCBI's taxonomy places the organism in Eukaryota, Bacillariophyta, Bacillariophyceae, Bacillariales, Bacillariaceae.